This is a messenger RNA of Trichoderma asperellum CBS 433.97, 551 nucleotides long. Lineage: Eukaryota; Fungi; Ascomycota; Sordariomycetes; Hypocreales; Hypocreaceae. The record is from RefSeq and is a predicted model, not a curated record.
GGAAUAUCGAGCAAUUAUAGCCGUCGCUUUCCUUAUUCCUUGCUUCGCUUGACCCGCCUCCGAUUCCAGCGACAUCUCCAGACAAUUCAUCAUGCCUCCCAAGAGACUAUACGGAGAAAAGGGCCGCCGCGCCCCCAAGGGCUUCGUCUCCUCCACCUACGAUGCCUUGACCUCUGCUGAGAACGCCGCUUUCGUUCGAAGCAUUGCCAUCUUUGGAGCUGCCGUCACUUUCCUCUCCAGCUCCUGGGGCGAGAUCCUCCUCCCGCCUCAAUAAUCGACAGGCACUCGGCCUAUACUCCAGCACGACUUAAUUUGAUCAACAAUUCGAUAUCCCCAAGCAGGAAAGGAAAUGGGUCGUUGUACAUUAGAAGGAUUGAUUGUAUGCUAUGAUGCGAGAUCUGCACGGUUUAUGCCACAUGCAAUAUAGACUUACUAGGCGACUUUGGAUGGACGGCGUAGCUUGAAAAUGGCUUGGCCGGAAGUUUUUGGCUCGAUAAUGAAAAAAGAAAAGAAAGAAAGAGAACGGCGCUCUCCAUUUUGGAAUAUUUCUU